GGCCCAUCAGCCAAUGGGGAGAAAGCUUCGAUUCUAGUGCCGAAGGCCGGAUCGGCUUUACUGGAAUUGGCGGCUGCGACCGUGGGUCCUAGCACACCGCAAUCAUGUCUAUUAUGUCCUAUAACGGAGGGGCCGUCAUGGCCAUGAAGGGGAAGAAUUGUGUGGCCAUUGCUGCGGACAGGCGCUUCGGGAUCCAGGCCCAGAUGGUGACCACAGACUUCCAGAAGAUCUUCCCCAUGGGUGACAGGCUGUACAUCGGCCUGGCCGGGCUCGCCACCGACGUCCAGACGGUUGCGCAGCGCCUCAAGUUCCGGCUGAACCUGUAUGAGCUGAAGGAAGGCCGGCAGAUCAAGCCUUACACCCUCAUGAGCAUGGUGGCCAACCUCCUGUAUGAGAAACGGUUUGGCCCCUACUACACGGAGCCAGUCAUCGCCGGCUUGGACCCGAAGACCUAUAAGCCCUUCAUCUGCUCUCUGGACCUCAUCGGCUGCCCCAUGGUGACUGAUGACUUUGUAGUCAGCGGCACCUGCGCGGAACAGAUGUACGGGAUGUGCGAGUCCCUCUGGGAGCCCAACAUGGACCCGGAACACCUGUUUGAAACCAUCUCCCAAGCCAUGCUGAAUGCGGUGGACCGGGACGCGGUGUCAGGCAUGGGAGUCAUCGUCCACAUCAUCGAGAAGGACAAAAUCACCACCCGGACACUGAAGGCCCGGAUGGACUAACCUGUUCCCAGCGCCGCUUUGUUUUCCUUUUCCUUUUGUUUUUAUAAAAUAAAGCAACCUGUCUUUCA
Messenger RNA from Lepus europaeus (European hare), 790 nucleotides. RefSeq names its product proteasome 20S subunit beta 3 (gene PSMB3). Lineage: Eukaryota; Metazoa; Chordata; Mammalia; Lagomorpha; Leporidae. Bases 105 to 722 code for a protein of 205 amino acids. The transcript has 6 exons. The record is from RefSeq and is a predicted model, not a curated record. Gene Ontology annotation, biological process: proteasome-mediated ubiquitin-dependent protein catabolic process. Gene Ontology annotation, cellular component: proteasome core complex; proteasome core complex, beta-subunit complex.